AUGGCAGAGAAGAGGACGUUUGAUGCUGCAUUCGAUGGGCAUCUUGCCCAUGUCGUGCAUCAGAAUUCUACGAGCAGCUCAAAGCAACCAUGGGAGAGAAGCAUUGUUAAUGUGCCGAGUGUUUUGCCGAGUGCAUUUCUGGGAAAGGGGCGUCUUGGGAAUGUGCUUACACAUACAGCUGCUGCUCCUGUGAAAGCUCUGAGUGGCCCGCCGGCUAUAAAUCUGACUGCCACUGGCGGCAAGCUGCCACGGAAGGUUGGGCCUUCUUGGGUUCGGAGACAGUCGGAUAACAGGCAUGCGGCUGUCAUGAAGUGGCUUCGGAUUGCGAAAGAGGGCGGCGACUUCUUCGGGGUCUGUGCCAGAGUGGCGAAGGAUGCUGAAGCUGGAUUGCCGGCCUCCCUGCAGGAGUCUCUAGGAGAUGUUUUCUCGCUUAAGGCGAGCAGUACGCUUCACAGCAGGGCGGGCCCGGUCCUAAGAUACAUGGCAUUCUGCUGGCGCAUCAGAGAACAGCCUUUUCCUUUGUCUGAGCAGAAGAUGUAUCGCUUCGUCAAAGAGUAUUGCAGUGGAGCUGCUCCUACCUUUGCAUCCAGCUUUAUGAGUUCCGUUGGCUUCAUGCAAUAUGUCUUGGAGGCGAAGGUCCCGGACGGUUGUGUUAGUAGCAGGUUGGCUGGCGCGGUUUCGAAGCUCUACUUGGAGAAGAGAAAGCUGCAACAGAAGCCGCCAUUGACGGCUUCACAGGUGCGGGCUCUGGAGCGAAUCGUGCUUGGACUUAUGCCUGAAGUCCGCACAGAUGUCGAUCGCUACGCGGCCGGGUGCUUUUUAUAUUGUGUGUUUGCGAGAGCCCGUUUUUCGGACAUGCAGUGUUCUGGCGAGCUGGCGAAGGACGUCGUGCAAGGAGAAGACGGACCGCGCGGUUACCUUGAAGCGAGAGUCACCAGGAGCAAGACGAGUCAUAAUCUGGAGCGCAAAACCCGAUAUCUUGCUAUGGUCAGCCCUAUAUGGGGUCUCGAGCAGGAUUCUUGGGCGAUGGCCUGGAUGGAGGUAGCCGGCAGGGCUGGGCCUGCAUGGGGGCCUGACAUGCCCCUGCUACCGUCCCCCACCGAGGGGGGCCAAUGGCAGAAGGCGCCUAUGUCUGCGCAAGCCGGAGCGCGGUGGCUUCGCCACCUUCUCUAUCGUGCAGGCGAGGAUGUUUCGUUGGUCAAGGCCGCUGGUACUCACUCCUGCAAAGCUACGCUCUUAUCUUGGAUGUCUAAGUGGGGAGCUAGUAAGGAAAUCCGGUCGAUACUCGGAUAUCACUCCAGUGCCAACGCCGGCACGGAUGUUAUCUACGCGAGGGACAGCGUCUCCCCUGCGUUGCGUGAGUUGGAGGAAAUGGUUUCUGCGGUCGCUUACAGGCGGUUCUUCCCGGACGCCACGCGCUCGGGCAUGUUUGCGGAGUCUUUGGCUGCCAGGGGAGAAGCUCAUGACAAGGCCGAGGUCGGCUCAGAUUCUUCUUCCGACAGGAGCGAUGAUGAGGAGGAGCCAGAUACUCUCGAGGAGGAGAAGGUCGUUGAGGACAGUGUCGGCGAAUUUGAGCCGAGCGGCUGCCUUCGAGAAAAUCUGGAGGGCAAGACGGUCUUUCGGCAUGUUACCACCCGCUUCAUACACUUGGUCGCUUCUGAGGAGGGCACAAAUUUUAAGUGUGGCAGACAGAUUACAUCGUCUUACUUGGAGUGCAACGCGACUCCCAGGUUUUUGCAUCCAAUCUGCAGGCAGUUUUUUCCAGAGGCGAGGUGA
Symbiodinium sp. CCMP2592 is the source of this 1776-nucleotide messenger RNA. The record is from the annotation of a GenBank genome assembly. Lineage: Eukaryota; Dinophyceae; Suessiales; Symbiodiniaceae.